This is a messenger RNA of Annulohypoxylon truncatum, 1062 nucleotides long. RefSeq names its product 3(2),5-bisphosphate nucleotidase HAL2. NCBI's taxonomy places the organism in Eukaryota, Fungi, Ascomycota, Sordariomycetes, Xylariales, Hypoxylaceae. The coding region runs from base 1 to 1062 and encodes 353 amino acids. The transcript has a single exon. Gene Ontology annotation, molecular function: 3'(2'),5'-bisphosphate nucleotidase activity. The record is from RefSeq and is a predicted model, not a curated record. Gene Ontology annotation, biological process: phosphatidylinositol phosphate biosynthetic process; sulfate assimilation.
AUGUCGUCAUACGCCAAAGAGCUCGAAGUCGCCCAGCUAGCCGUCCAGCGCGCUUCCAUCUUGACCAAGCGGGUCUUCCACGAGAAGGCCAAGGGCACCGUGUCCAAAGACGAUAAGUCGCCUGUUACCAUCGGUGAUUUUGGUGCUCAGGCUCUCAUUAUCAGCGCCCUCAAGGCAAACUUCCCCGACGAUGAGAUCGUCGCCGAGGAGGAGGCUGCUCAGUUGCGCCAGGACAGCAACUUAAGACAGACUAUCUGGGACCUGGUUAAGACCACCCAACUCUCCGACCCCGAAGCUGAGAGUCUGCUUGGCGGAGAGAUUGAUGACGAGGAGUCUAUGCUGACGAUGAUCGACUACGGCAACAGUAUAGGCGGCGCUAAGGGCCGCAUAUGGGCUAUUGACCCUAUCGACGGGACCAAGGGUUUUCUACGUGGUGGCCAGUACGCCGUGUGCCUCGCUUUAAUGGUGGAUGGAGUCGUUAAGGUUGGCGUUUUAGGUUGCCCGAACCUUCCAAUCGACGAUUCCGCUACGCUGACGGGGGGCAUGGAGUCCGGACAGACUGAUGAAGGCCGGGGUGUUCUAUUCUCGGGUGUGCUAGGCCAAGGCGCCACAAGUCGCCCAUUGACCACCGGCUCUCUUGUUAAGGAGAAGAGCAUCACUAUGAGAGCUAUACCCGAUAUCUCCGCCGCCACCUUUUGCGAGAGUGUAGAGGCCGGCCACUCGUCUCAUGGAGAUCAGGCUGAGAUUGCCCAGUUGCUUGGUAUAACCAACCCUAGCGUGAGAAUGGACUCCCAGGCUAAGUAUGCUUCUAUUGCAAGAGGUGCUGGCGAUAUUUACUUGCGACUGCCCGUCAGCGCGACGUACCAGGAGAAAAUCUGGGACCACGCUGCCGGCGACCUCAUCGUCCGGGAAGCUGGCGGUGCCGUAACAGAUAUCCACGGCAAGCGACUAGACUUCAGCGUUGGACGUACCUUAGCAAAUAACAAGGGCGUUGUAGCCGCGCCCGCUGCUACGCAACCCCAAGUGCUAAAAGCGGUCCAGGAGGUUCUCUCGAAGAAAUAA